This is a messenger RNA of Sarcophilus harrisii (Tasmanian devil), 3455 nucleotides long. It is a transcript of the gene LRIT3, whose product is annotated as leucine rich repeat, Ig-like and transmembrane domains 3. Gene Ontology annotation, molecular function: protein binding. The transcript has 4 exons. NCBI's taxonomy places the organism in Eukaryota, Metazoa, Chordata, Mammalia, Dasyuromorphia, Dasyuridae. The coding region runs from base 999 to 3116 and encodes 705 amino acids. The record is from RefSeq and is a predicted model, not a curated record.
AUCUCAGUUUUAAUAGUUUAAGGUACUAAAGCUCAUUUAGCUGGUGAUAUCCUAUAUACUACAUGGGAGGGGAACUGUUUCAGGUAGGAAUUGUUAGAUAUAAUUAUUAGGUAUAAUUUUGCCCCCUAGAAGGAAAUGAGGAGAUAAGGGGAAAGAGACCAAUUAGGAAAACUGAUGAAUAGGGGUUUUUUGUUUUCAUAUAUAUUUUUUGAUGAAUAGUUUUUUAAAGAAGGUAUUGGGGAGGUAGAGUGGUAAAGUGAAAAACCCAAUGGGAGUAGCAUCAGAGGACUUGGGUUCAAAAUUUAGUUCUACCACUGACUAUUUGUGUAAUCUUGGGCAAGAUUUAACUUUUUGGGGUGUAACAGUUUCCACUUCUAUAAAAUAAGGGAGUUAGAUUAGUUGCCUGUCUAAGCAUAUUCCAAUUCUAAAUGUAAAAAUAACUCAGGAUCUAGCUAUUUUAUUUUCUGGGCAACUGCUAAACUAUUGCUAACCAGGAGAUGGCAACAUUGUUAACUUUAUCACAACAACAACAAAUUGUAUUCACUUAUACUUUUUAAAUUCAGCUUUCUUUGUAGUCUCUUUUGUAGUCAUAUACAAAGUCAGUAUAUUUUGUAAUAAGAUGUAGUGAUAAUCUUAAGAGUCCAAACAAUAAAAUCUCAGCGAUUUUUAGCAUUGAAUAAAUACUUCAAAUUGCAACCCACUUUCAUUGGAAAGGGGUUUAAAAAAACAUGCUUUCCUUUCUAAAUCUCCAUUUAGACAGCUAUCAACAUUUUCCCAUUGAGCAAUUUAUUUUUUUUCCCCUUAGAAUAUGUUAUUUUGCUGAAGCUAUAUACGACUUGCUAGAUUGAUCCCUUGUGAGAUACAUUUGAAGGUUAAGUAACUACAGAUCUCAGCUAAUCCUUUGUAAUCUCUGAUAAACGGACAUGUGAUACUCACAGGCUCCUGAAUGCUUGGGAUUUGGUUUUUAGCUUUUGUUCUAAUAUACUUUAAUAAGAGGGAUGCAUCUAUUGGCUUAUUUGAGCCUCUUGUUUAGCAUUUUUGAAGGAGUGAGCACUUCUUGUCCUUCGCAAUGCAACUGUGAUUCCCUCAGCAGAAGUGAUGGUACCGGCACAAGGUUGGUGUUGUGCAGUGACCCAGAUAUGUAUGAGAUUCCUACGAAUGUUCCUGUAGACACAAUGAAGCUCCGAAUAGAAAAGACUGUCAUACGCAGGAUCCCCACUGAGGCCUUCUACUAUCUGGUAGAACUCAAGUACCUCUGGGUGACUUAUAACUCUGUGACCAGCAUUGACACCAGCAGCUUUUAUAACCUGAAGCAUCUGCAUGAAUUGCGCUUGGAUGGCAAUUUGCUGACUGCUUUUCCCUGGGAAUCUUUGCUGGAGAUGCCCAAUUUACGAACUCUGGAUUUACACAAUAACAGAAUAACUAAUGUGCCAUCUGAGGCUACCAAGUACCUGAAGAAUCUUGCCUACCUGGAUAUAUCAAGCAAUAGACUCACCACUUUGCCUCCUGACCUUUUGGACUCCUGGACACAUUUCUCAAAAGAUUUAAUAUCUAGAAGCAUGGACUUCCCACCAUCAAGAAUCAUAUUAGGUUUGCAGGACAAUCCAUGGUUCUGUGAUUGCCACAUUUCCAAAGUGAUGGAAUUGUCAAAAGUUUUAGACCCCACUGUGGUGCUUCUGGAUCCUUUACUGGUCUGUAGUGGACCAGAGACCCUCACAGGGAUCUUGUUUCAAGGAGCUGAGCUGGAACAAUGCCUGAAGCCAUCAGUGAUGACCUCUGCCACCAAAAUCACAUCAGCUCUAGGAAGCAAUGUUCUUUUGCGUUGUGAUACCACAGGGUACCCCACACCAGAGCUCAUUUGGACCAGGGCAGACAACUUGCCAGUUAACUCUACAGUAAUUCAGGAAACUCCAGGAGAUGGAGUCAGAUGGUCCAUAAUAAGCCUGACUGGAAUUUCUUACAAGGAUGCAGGUGAUUAUAGCUGCAAAGCCAAAAACCUGGCUGGCACAUCAGAAGCUAUUGUUAGUGUUACUGUGGUUGGCAUUGUUACCACAACCAUACCCCCUCAAAAAUCAGGAAAGAAAGUUGGAGGUGAUCAGCUUCUGGAAGAAGCCAUGCAUGCAACUGAAAAGACUACAUUCAGAACUACAUCCCCAUCCUCUUUAUCUUCUUCUUCUUCUUCUUCUUCUUCUCCUUCUUCUUCUUCUUCUUCUUCUUCUUCUUCUUCUUCUUCUUCUUCUUCUUCUUCUUCCUCUUCUUCUUCUUCUUCUUCUUCUUUUCUUCCUCCUCCUUCUUCUUCCUCUUUCUCCUCUUCCUCCUCUUUUUCCAUCAUCACUUCUGCCAUGAUACCUAUCACCACUGAAAUAUCAGUAGAUACUAGUAUAACCAACAAAAAGCCUCCCAAGUCUUUUCCAAAUGGAAAAAGGAAUUCAAAAGUGAUGAUGAAUGGAGGCAAAUUUCCACCAGCCAGUGCCAGAAAGAAAGAAGUGUCAUUAUUUAGCACUGCAGCCACCACUGAGCCUGGUAUCAUAAUAAAAAACCUCAAAGUAGUUAAUGAGACCUAUGAAAGUGCGACCUUGACCUGGAAGACUAUUAAUGCCACAAAGAACACUGCUAUUACUGUGCUGUAUUCCAGGUAUGGUGAGGAGGACAUGAUCCCACUAAGCAUUGACUCCAGUGAAACACAAAUUACAAUAGAUAGUUUGGAGGCUGGCAAGCAGUAUGUGGCUUGUGUCUGUCCCAAGGGAAUCUCUCCUAAGAUGGAGCAAUGUAUCACCUUCUCCACUGAUAGGAUGAAUGAAAAGAUGAACUCUCAAAUCUCUUUUCUUAUUGUGGCAAGUAGUGCUGCUUGUGUGGUUGUUUUGCCACUGAUUUUCUAUCUGUUGUACAAAGUUCUUAGAUUUCAGUACAAGCCAAAGGCUAUCAGGGAAGAUGAUCUAGCAAAAGAGACUUAUAUACAGUUUGAAACUCUCUCUCUCAGACCCUAUCCUGCACAGGAGCUCUGGACUCGAAGGCGCAUAGAUGAAUCAGAAAGAUUAUUGCUCUGUUCUAGGUCAAGUGUAGACUCUCCUAUGAUCUUCAACAAUGAGGGUUUAAGUUCAGAAUACUAUUGCUAAUAAUUUGCUAUAAAGAGACAUGGGGAUUGGAUAAUUGGAUAGAACUGACCUUUUCUUGGAUGGGCUGUGGACUUAGCUAUAAAAUGCCAACAUUUUAGCCUCUGUAUCUUCUAAAAACAACAACAACAACAACAAAACCUAUGGAGUGUGGGAACGUUCUUAUGUUUAAUGUGUGUUUUUUUUAAUACCACGAGAUUUCAAAACUGAAAGAAUUUCUACAGAUCUUAGAUGAAUUUUGUAUGUUUUGGCAGUGGGUCUUUAGUACUAUUUUGUUAUUUGGUGUUUUUUUAGUUUAUUUGAAAAAAUAAUUUCAUGGCAAUGUUGCAAAUGUAUAUGCUG